Messenger RNA from Fonticula alba, 555 nucleotides. RefSeq lists its product as hypothetical. The transcript has a single exon. The coding region runs from base 1 to 555 and encodes 184 amino acids. The record is from RefSeq and is a predicted model, not a curated record. Lineage: Eukaryota; Rotosphaerida; Fonticulaceae.
AUGCUCUCCUCUGGCGCCUUCGCGCGAUCCUUGGCGGCCCUGUCGCAGAACCCGCCAGGUGGCACCCCGGCCGCCGCCCCGGCCGCCGCCCCGGCCGCCGCCCCGGCCACCCCCGCGGCGGCCCCGACCGCCGAAAUCCCCCGGCUGUCGGCCUUCAGCCCGGAGGGCCUGCGGACAUACAUGCCGGACGGCGCGGCGGCCCUCGACCGGGCGGCCCUCACCGAGGCCGAGCGCAACCGCCUCCGCCUGGAGCAGCUCAUGGCGCAGAAGCAGCAGCGCGCCGAGGCGCUGAGCACCUCGGCCGGGCGCAAGUACCGCGGCCGGACCCUGGCCUCGGUUCUGGUGCUGAGCUUCGGCCUGUCCGGGCUGAUCACCUUCAACAUUGCCAACCGGUGGUUCAAGUUCGGCGAGCGCCCGGACGCCCUGGCCGACGUCGACUACAGCGAGUCGCCUCUCGACCGGUAUGAGCGCGAGAAGGAGCGCCGCCUGCAGGCGGCCGCGGCCUCCUCCUCUGCCGACGCCGCCGUGGGCACCGACGCGGCGCCGUCCUCCUGA